UACAAUUAAAGCCCAAAACGAAUGGCCAAAACUAUGUAAGACUGGUGUCCGUCAGUCGCCGGUAGACAUCAACACCAAAACCGUUUUAGUGAACACAUCGCUAAACAUAGACCUAAAACACUAUGAAAUUGAUUUCCAUAACUUCAAGAUCACUAAUAACGGACACACAGCUGAAUUAUCCAUUGAUUUGACCGGCGAUGAUGUAAAACAGCCAUUAAUUACGGGUCGGGCGCUGGACAACAAUGAAUACGUGAUGGCACAGUUGCAUUUUCAUUGGAGUGACCAUAAAGGCAGGGGCUCUGAACACGCAUUCAGCGGGGUACAUUACUCCAUGGAGAUGCAUAUCGUGCACUAUAACAAAAAGUAUGACAAUAUAAGCGAGGCCGGUACUCACCCUGAUGGUCUGGCAGUCCUUGGCGUCAUGUUUGAGAUCACUCGGAAAGCGAACCCCCAUUUGGACGCCAUUAUAGAGGGGGUGAAGGCUGUGAAGGUGGAGGGCGGCGAUGACUACCACUCAACGCCCCCACAGUAUCGCCAAAACGCGGGCCAACCUCUGGUCAAUCUGGAAAACCUGUUGCCAAACGACUUGAAGCUAUUUUUCCGAUACAAGGGAUCCCUGACUACCCCUCCGUGCGCUGAAUCGGUCACAUGGCUUGUGUUUCAUGACACCACUGACAUUGGACUCAAACAAAUCAAAGCGUUUCGGGAGUUAACGGACUCUCACAAAGUGGUGUUGAGCGACACAUUCAGACAACUCCAGGCACUCAACGAUAGACGGGUGGAGGCGUCUCAGCCGGUGAGGGACGGCACCACCGGAGCGGCCACUUAUGGCACCAAUGUAAUCAUCACAAAUCACCUGAAGUUAGUACCCGACCACUGGUGCCGAGUGAACGAGUUGUCAAACUUUUCGUAUGGAGAACAGCACCGAUUUGUACGACCAGUGGUCCGGCCGUCAAACACCAGCGCCGAUGUGGUCAGGGAUUCGUGUCAUAUGUUUGAUAUCGAUUACAAACAAGUGUUAAAUGAUUUGCGAUUACCGCCAGUGAAUGAGUCCAUCAAAUGUCACAAAAAACUGGCCGUUAAGACGUGCGCCGACGGAUGGGUUUACGACACCGGCUAUUAUUGGGACAGUUUUGCGAUGCAUUAUGAUUUUGUCUGCGAAAAUAGCCAUCGAUUCGCUAUAAUCCCAACCAUCAGAACCAUUGCCAGUGUUUGUGGAACUCCUCUCUUUGGAUUGAUUGCCGAUCUAUUCACUCCGGAAUCCCUUCAAUGGCUUCUAUCGAAAGCCAAAUACAAUUUGGUUGUGAAGUCUUUCAAACAUAUUAUGCAAACAAACAGCAAAUCAAUUGAUGAGGACUUACUCUCAAUGCAAGUUCAGAAAAUCGGAAAAACAACAAAACCGGAAGAAUUGGCCGAAGAAUCAGAAACGACAACAAAAGUCAAACACAUUCACAAAGCGAUCGUCAAAUUCCUGAGAGAGACAACACUUUUCCAGUGUUUGUUAAUAUUGACGCUCUGUUUGGCCGUCAAUCUGAGCGCUAAACACAUCUUUGAGACCAAAACCAUUGUCUUAUACGAGAAGGAGAUGAUUAUCAAUGACAUAAUGUGGUCAUUGGCCAGAAUACCGGCCAUUUUUAUGGUCUGGUUUCUGAUGCAGCGACGAAUCGGCCGCCGAUUGACAAACGCCCUGUUGUUGGCCGCCAUCGGACUCAUACUCGUCGGCCUAUUGGUGACCAAAAGUGAACAAAUGAAGUACUGGUUGUCCACAUGUGGUCUACUGUUGACCACACCAUCCCUAAUGGUUAUCAGUUUACAAGUUAUCGAAAUGAGUCCGACAACAUUCAGGUGCUCAGCCCUUACGGCCAUCCUAUCCAUAGCCACACUCGCCGUUACUAUCGUUCAACACUUGUUCACAAUUGACAAUUACGACAAUCAUUGGCUGUAUUUAGUGGUCGUCUCGAGUAUGGCUUUUGUGACCAGUUUUUUGUCCACAUUUCUGAUGGAAACGCUUCGGGAAAAUACGCCCCAAACGGUAGUGUCGGCCGAAAAGUUGUUGAAUGACAUGAAGUACUGGAAAUUAGGCAAAAGAAAGUGUGAUCUCAAGAGUAAUAUAUUCAAGUCGUUGAGCACUUGGGAUCUGAACGACGCCGAAGACAACGACAAUACAUGA
This is a messenger RNA of Medioppia subpectinata, 2170 nucleotides long. The record is from the annotation of a GenBank genome assembly. Lineage: Eukaryota; Metazoa; Arthropoda; Arachnida; Sarcoptiformes; Oppiidae.